AUGACCGAUCUUAAGUCAUCCUCUGCCCAUCUCGAGUUUGAGUGGGAGGAGCCCCGGUUCCUGCAAGCAGAUAAGGAAUUGAGUAUUACUGAUACUUUCAAGACGCAUUGGAGAGCAUUGUUGAUAUGUAGUCUCUCCUUCAGCGCGGGUACGAUGUUCGGCUACGACACGAUUGUUAACGGUGCUUCGAUUUCUAUGCCGGCGUUCAUGAUGUACUUCGGUGCUGAAGAUGCAUCCGGAUUAUACCUUCCAUCAUUGUGGACUGCAUUGUGGACAUCCAUGUCUUCCCUCGCCCAGGCACUCUCGGCUACCGGCACAGGCUUCCUGGCUGAUCGCAUUGGUCGCAAAUGGACCGGCAUCAUUGCAGGUGUCAUUGCCGUGGCAGGUGCAUCGGUACAAUAUACUGCUCACACACGGAGCUCGCUACUUGGAGGCAAGAUUGUUGGAGGACUUGGCAUUGGCAUGGCUAUGUCCACUGGCAUGACUUAUGCCUCGGAGGUCGUUCCUCCAACGCUUGUCCCUGCUGUUCAGCAAACAUUCGUUGUAUUUAUCCUUAUCAUGCAAGCUUUGGCGAUGGGUAUUAUCCGAAUUUUUGUCACCGACUUGACCGAGAAGGCAUUUCGUACGGUGUUCGCCAUUCAAUGGGGCGUGGCCGGCCUUGUCAUCGUUGCGUUUGCGAUCGCACCAGAGUCCCCUGUCUAUUGCAUUAUCAAUAAGAACGAAGAGGGUGCAAAGAAGAUGUUUCAAUGGCUCUACCGCGACGAUGCGGAUCGUGAGGAGCGCUACAAUCACUUGGUGAAGACCAUUGAGGAGGAAAACGCACAGCGCGAGGCAAACCAAUCAAGCUACAUCGAAUGUUUCCAGGGAGUUGACUUGAAGAGAACAAUCACCAUGAUGUUCCUCUUCGGUCUUGUCAAUUUAGGCGGUGGACCUUUCCUCACUCAGUCGAUCUACUUCCUCAUCUCCGUCGGUCUUCCCACAGUUCACGUCUUCGAUAUCUCUAUUGGCGGCUUCGGGCUUGCCAUCUUCCUCAUCAUCGGCGGUGGAAUUAUUCUCAAGAAGGUGCGGCGCAGAAACAUUUUGCUCUGGGGAUGCGUUAUCAACCUGCUCUUCAAUUUGAUCGUGGGUUGUCUGUAUUGGGCCAACGGAACCGGUCCCAAGUGGGCCAUUGCAAUCUUCAUGAAUGUCCUCAUCUCCUUGCAGGCUUGUCUCAUGCAAAGCCCCGGCUGGUCUAUUGCAGCUGAGAUCUCCAGUUACCGACUGCGCGCUAAGUCCAUGUCACUUGGAAUCAUGUCUCAGACAUUCACAACGUGGCUCAUCACAUUUGUGGUGCCGUACAUGUAUAACGUUGACUCUGGCAAUCUGGGUGCCCGGACUGGUUUAGUCUUUGCUGGUGCCACAGUGUUGCUUAUCUGGGGCGUAUGGUCCUUGGUUCCAGAUACUACUGGACUGUCAACUGAAGAUAUUGACAACCUUUAUGAAGCAAAGGUGCCUGCCAGAAAGUUUGCAACUCAUAAGCUGGCUAUAACAGGUCCGGAUGAAGCUUGA
Molecule: messenger RNA, 1548 nt
Organism: Penicillium odoratum
Lineage: Eukaryota; Fungi; Ascomycota; Eurotiomycetes; Eurotiales; Aspergillaceae
Exons: 4
Coding region: 1-1548 (515 amino acids)
Biological process (GO): transmembrane transport; carbohydrate transport
Cellular component (GO): membrane
Molecular function (GO): carbohydrate:proton symporter activity
Source: RefSeq, a predicted model, not a curated record